Messenger RNA from Thermothelomyces thermophilus ATCC 42464, 1492 nucleotides. RefSeq lists its product as uncharacterized. The transcript has 3 exons. Lineage: Eukaryota; Fungi; Ascomycota; Sordariomycetes; Sordariales; Chaetomiaceae. Bases 289 to 1176 code for a protein of 295 amino acids. The record is from RefSeq and is a predicted model, not a curated record.
UGGAAACCUGGGUGCUGGCCCUGUUUUGGGACGCACCGCGCGGCUCUGUUCUGGUCCAUCUUUCUGCACUUUGUCAAGCACCGAUUUCGUCCCAUUCUGCCUUCUCUCGACAAUCUACUGUGUAAUCAUCUGUUUCAGCGCAGCUUGCAUACAUCUUGUAUACCCUCGCUUCCUGUGCGACUUGAGUUGUUUGCGCACUUGCGUCCCUGCCCGAGCCGACAACUGCGCAUCGCCAGAUCGUUCCGUUUCUGAGCCAGGAGCUAUCACCGCACUACCGGCCAGGCGAUAAUGUGGGAGGACUUCGAAUUCGACCCUGAACGGAUCCCAACUUUCAAGUUGGUUUUCCAUUCGCUCCAGAUCGUCUUCGGCUUCGUGUCGUGGUGUCUCGAGAUUGCCGUUUUCAGGGCCGACAAGUCAAGGAUCGUGGGCGACAAUGGGUGGACCUUUGGAGUGUUCUUCCUCUCGAUCCCGGCCUGGAUAUACCUGAUCAUGGCCCCGCGGUUCCCACGCACGCGCAAGAUCGCCGAGCCUCACGCCAUGCUGGUGGUCGACACCCUUUACACCAUCAUCUGGCUCUCGGCCUUCUCUACCCAGGCCGCAUACAACUCUAAGAAUCUUUGUGGCACCGCCUGCAGCGUCAGCAAGGCCGUUGUCGCAAUGGCAGUCUUUGUAUUUCUCUUUUUCUGCGUGACCACCUUCUUAAGCGUCUGGACCCUCAAGUACUACCAAUGGAACCACCGCCUGCCGGGCUACGACCGCGCGCAGCUCAGCAGCCAGAACAUCGACCCGGACAAGGCCGCCUUCUCGCUGGCGCCGCACGACGAGGAGGCCUACGCGCCCGUCAACAUGGACGACCACGAUCACGACGACCACGUCGACGGGUCGCACUACGGCGGCGCUGGCAGCGUCGUCGGCGGGCGCUCCGACUACUCGGACCCGUACGGCCCCGGCACAGCCGGCCACGUCGGCGGUGCCAGCACGGUCAGCAGCUACCACGACAACCCGUUCCGCCGGCAGGAGGCGAACCCGUUCGACGGCCAGGAUACAGAAUACCAUUCCGGAAGCCUGUCUGCCGCUUCGGGGCGGUAUGCCGCGGCCCCUGCGGCGCCGGCGGCGGAUGGGUUUGAGGAUGCAAGGUUCCCUCAAGCAGACUACGAUCGGAUCGGAAGGCCAUGAUGAAUGCCAAGGCAGCCUUGGAACGAUAAAGAACGGGCAGAUGAAGUAGCUGAGCGGGAGACCGGAGGGACGGGAGACCACAGUUGUAUGGCUACACGACGUUUCUGGGGGAGUGGGUUAGUUACUUUGAGCAUUUUCUGACUUCCUCGCCUGGCCGGGGUAUUGUGCAGGUAUGAAUAGCGGCGGCUUUGCUUAGCUUUGGUGUUGCUGGCGUUCAUAGAGGGUAGAUCACAAAAGAGAUACCAACGAAAAAAUGCAAAAUAAUCAUCAUCUUCCUUAUCUUUCUUCCCUCUAUAUCUCAAAAAGUUUGCCCCCC